CAGAGAUUGGUCAGCUAUGCUGUCUAUCAUCCUGGAAGGUAUACACAGGAAGGCCAGCCUCGGCGGGCAGGACCUAGCCUGAAAGGGCGGGCAUUGCUAAUGUGUUUUCAAAAGGUCUUCCCAAUCCUCUACUCUAGACAGAUCGGACCUUAGAUAGAAGAACACAACGGAUCCUCCAGUGACUGACGAUCCAAAGGACGGAUGAUGUCACGGUCAUCUGGAUCAGGAGAUGAGAGUGAUGAUGAGGCUACUACCUCUAAAGACGGUGGUUUUUCUUCCCCCAGUCCCUCAGCUGCUGCUGCUGCUCAGGAGGUCAGAUCUGCCACUGAUGGUAAUACCAGCACCACUCCGCCCACCUCUGCCAAGAAGAGAAAGUUAAACAGCAGCAGCAGUAGCAGCAGUAACAGUAGUAACGAGAGAGAAGACUUUGAUUCCACCUCUUCCUCCUCUUCCACUCCUCCUUUACAACCCAGGGAUUCGGCAUCCCCUUCAACCUCGUCCUUCUGCCUGGGGGUUUCAGUGGCUGCUUCCAGCCACGUACCGAUACAGAAGAAGCUGCGUUUUGAAGACACCCUGGAGUUUGUAGGGUUUGAUGCGAAGAUGGCUGAGGAAUCCUCCUCCUCCUCCUCCUCAUCUUCACCAACUGCUGCAACAUCUCAGCAGCAGCAACUUAAAAAUAAGAGUAUAUUAAUCUCUUCUGUGGCUUCGGUGCAUCAUGCAAACGGCCUAGCCAAAUCUUCUACCACCGUCUCUAGCUUUGCUAACAGCAAGCCUGGCUCUGCUAAGAAGUUAGUGAUCAAGAACUUUAAAGAUAAGCCUAAAUUACCAGAAAACUACACAGAUGAAACCUGGCAAAAACUGAAAGAAGCAGUGGAAGCUAUUCAGAAUAGUACUUCAAUUAAGUACAAUUUAGAAGAACUCUACCAGUUGUGUUACCUACCCAUAGGAAAGGCCUCAAGACAUGCAGAUAUUAUUCUGUUCCUUUGGAUUGUUCUCAGAAAGAUUAUUUUGAGAUGUUCAAGUUCAAACAGGAGGAUAAAGGAGGCUGUAGAAAAUCUCUGUUCUUACAAGAUUUCUGCAAACUUGUACAAACAGCUGAGACAGAUCUGUGAAGAUCACAUCAAAGCACAGAUUCAUCAAUUCAGAGAGGAUUCAUUGGAUAGCGUUCUUUUUUUAAAGAAGAUUGAUAGAUGCUGGCAAAACCAUUGCAGACAAAUGAUCAUGAUUAGGAGCAUUUUUUUGUUUCUGGAUAGAACUUACGUUCUUCAGAAUUCAAUGCUACCCUCCAUUUGGGACAUGGGACUGGAGUUAUUUAGGGCUCAUAUUAUAAGUGAUCAGAAAGUGCAGAAUAAGACAAUUGAUGGCAUUCUUCUCUUGAUUGAGAGGGAAAGGAAUGGUGAAGCAAUUGAUAGAAGUUUACUUCGAAGCCUUUUAAGCAUGCUGUCUGAUUUGCAAAUUUAUCAAGAUUCUUUUGAACAACGAUUUUUGGAAGAAACUAACCGGCUCUAUGCAGCUGAAGGCCAAAAAUUAAUGCAAGAAAGAGAGGUUCCUGAAUAUCUACAUCAUGUUAACAAACGUUUAGAAGAAGAAGCAGACAGACUUAUUACUUACUUAGAUCAGACCACCCAGAAGUCAUUAAUUGCUACUGUAGAAAAACAACUUCUAGGUGAACACUUAACAGCAAUUCUUCAGAAAGGUUUAAAUAACCUCCUUGAUGAAAACCGAAUUCAAGAUUUGUCUCUUCUGUAUCAGCUCUUCAGUAGAGUUCGAGGUGGAGUUCAGGUUCUUUUGCAGCAGUGGAUCGAAUAUAUCAAGGCAUUUGGCAGCACUAUUGUAAUUAAUCCUGAAAAAGAUAAAACCAUGGUUCAAGAAUUGCUGGAUUUUAAAGAUAAGGUUGACCAUAUAAUUGAUAUCUGCUUUCUGAAGAAUGAGAAAUUUAUUAAUGCCAUGAAAGAAGCAUUUGAAACGUUCAUUAACAAAAGACCAAAUAAACCAGCUGAACUUAUAGCUAAGUAUGUAGAUUCAAAACUUCGUGCAGGCAACAAAGAAGCUACAGAUGAAGAGCUUGAGAAAAUGUUGGAUAAAAUUAUGAUCAUAUUUAGAUUUAUCUAUGGCAAGGAUGUUUUUGAGGCCUUCUAUAAGAAAGAUUUAGCCAAGCGCCUGUUAGUCGGGAAGAGUGCAUCUGUAGAUGCUGAAAAAUCAAUGCUGUCCAAACUUAAACAUGAAUGCGGAGCUGCUUUCACCAGUAAACUUGAAGGAAUGUUUAAAGACAUGGAACUUUCUAAAGACAUCAUGAUUCAGUUCAAACAGGUAAAAUAUAUGCAGAAUCAGAAUGUUCCGGGAAAUAUUGAAUUAACUGUGAAUAUCCUGACAAUGGGCUAUUGGCCAACAUAUGUGCCUAUGGAAGUUCAUUUACCACCAGAGAUGGUAAAACUUCAGGAGAUUUUCAAGACAUUUUACCUAGGCAAACAUAGUGGCAGGAAGCUUCAGUGGCAGUCAACCCUAGGACACUGUGUGUUAAAAGCAGAAUUUAAAGAGGGUAAAAAGGAACUCCAGGUCUCUCUUUUUCAAACACUGGUGCUGCUAAUGUUUAAUGAGGGAGAGGAGUUCAGUUUAGAAGAGAUCAAGCAGGCAACUGGAAUAGAGGAUGGAGAGUUAAGGAGAACACUGCAGUCAUUAGCCUGUGGCAAAGCUAGAGUUCUGGCAAAAAAUCCAAAGGGCAAAGAUAUUGAAGAUGGUGACAAGUUCAUUUGUAAUGAUGAUUUCAAACAUAAACUUUUCAGGAUAAAGAUCAAUCAAAUCCAGAUGAAAGAAACGGUUGAAGAACAAGCAAGCACUACAGAAAGAGUAUUUCAAGAUAGACAGUAUCAAAUUGAUGCUGCAAUUGUUCGAAUUAUGAAGAUGAGAAAGACACUUAGCCACAAUCUCCUUGUUUCAGAAGUGUACAACCAGUUGAAAUUUCCAGUUAAGCCUGCUGAUCUUAAGAAGAGAAUAGAAUCUUUAAUUGACCGGGACUACAUGGAAAGAGAUAAAGAAAAUCCCAACCAGUACAACUAUAUUGCAUAGAAUGUUGGCCUUGCAGCAUUUGGUGUCAUAUGCAGUAGCCAGUGGAUAAACUAACCUGUUGAUUCAA
Symphalangus syndactylus (siamang) is the source of this 3133-nucleotide messenger RNA. RefSeq names its product cullin 4B (gene CUL4B). Gene Ontology annotation, molecular function: ubiquitin protein ligase binding. Lineage: Eukaryota; Metazoa; Chordata; Mammalia; Primates; Hylobatidae. Gene Ontology annotation, biological process: ubiquitin-dependent protein catabolic process. The record is from RefSeq and is a predicted model, not a curated record. Gene Ontology annotation, cellular component: cullin-RING ubiquitin ligase complex.